AGUAACAGCCAAUAGCAUGCUGUGGACUUGAGUUUAAAGGCAGUGUGUGUUUCGAGGUCAGUUUCAUGUGCAGGUCAUGAUGGAUCGAGCAGCUCUCCGGCUGAUUCUCUUGGGCGUCUUUCUCAUCUCAGCCACUUCAGAUCCUGUUAAGAGGAAACAAAAUGUGGAUAUAUACAGCUUCUACAUUAACUCCACAGUCACCAGUCGCUACGCCACAACAGUCAUCACAAGCCGUGUUGCGAACACACUGAAUGAAUCUCAAGAGAUCCAGUUUGAGGUCAAGAUUCCCAAGAAUGCCUUCAUCAGCAAAUUCAGAAUGACCAUAGAAGGAAAAACAUAUGAUGGGGUUGUGAAGGAAAAAGAGGAAGCUCAACAGCAAUACAAUCGAGCAGUAUCUCGAGGACAAAGUGCUGGACAGAUCAAAUCUGUUGGAAGGACUUUAGAGGACUUUAAAACUUCAGUGACAGUGGCUGCUUUUAGUAAAGUGACCUUUGAGUUGACCUACGAGGAACUGCUAAAGCGUCGCCUCGGCAAAUAUGAGCUACUCAUCAAUGCCCAACCGAUGCAGCCGGUGGCUGACUUCAAGAUGGAUGUACACAUCCAAGAGAAACCAGGAAUUUCCUCCUUGGAGGUGAAAGGAGAUUUGAGCACCGGUGAUCUGGCCAAUGCCAUCAAAACCACCAGAGCAGACAAAGACGCAUGGGUGACCUUCUAUCCCUCUCGAGAUCAACAGACCAAGUGUAAAAGCUGUGGAGAAAAUGGGCUGAAUGGAGACCUACUCAUAACAUACGAUGUGGAGAGACAAAAUCCCAAAGGAGAAGUCAUGAUAUCAAAUGGCUAUUUCGUCCACUACUUUGCACCCACUGAUGUUCCACGUAUUCCAAAAAAUGUGGUGUUUAUCAUUGACCAGAGUGGUUCUAUGCACGGCAGAAAAAUAGAACAGACUCGAUUGGCACUGCUAAGGAUUUUAAGUGAUCUUGAUGAGGAUGACCACUUUGGAUUGAUCACCUUUGACAGUGAAGUUAGCUUAUGGAAACGUGAGCUCCUUAGAGCUACUGAGGCAAAUCUGAAGAAUGCGAAAUCUUUCGUGAAGGAGAUCAAAGAUAGAGGAGCCACGGACAUAAACGCUGCAGUUCUAGCAGGAGUGGACAUGAUCAAUCGACAUCCACGAGAGGGAACAGCCUCCAUCCUGAUCCUGCUGACUGAUGGAGAUCCCACUUCAGGUGAAACCAACAAAGAGAAGAUAAUGGGCAAUGUGAAAAAGGCCAUUGGGACAAAAUUUCCCCUCUAUUGUCUUGGUUUUGGAUAUGAUGUUAACUUUGACUUCCUGACAAAGAUGUCACUGGAAAAUGGUGGAGUUGCUCGCAGGAUUUAUGAAGAUUCAGACGCUGAUCUACAGCUGCAGGGCUUCUAUGAAGAAGUUGCCGUCCCUCUCCUCUCUGAUAUUCAACUUAAAUACCCAGGAGGGACAAACCUUACCAAGACCAGCUUUAGCUUGUACUUCAAUGGCUCUGAGAUUGUGGUGUCAGGACAAAUAACAGACAACAGUGUGGAGAGUUUCACCACUGAAGUCAUCGCAGUAUCAAAAGGCACCAAUGUGACGUAUCAGGACACUAUAAUGACAAAAGACCCCAGUGAUGUUCCACCUGAGAAUGAAGAUUUUAUGCAGAGGUUGUGGGCCUACCUUACAGUGAAGCAGCUCCUGGAGAGACAGGUGAUUCUUAAAGGGCAAGAGACAGAGGACGAAAAGAAAGAAGCACUCAAACUCUCCCUGAAAUACCAGUUUGUCACUCCCCUCACCUCUAUGGUUGUUACGAAGCCACAAGAAGGUGACGUGGAAGUUGCUGACAAACCCAAAGAGGGAGAAGCACCACCCAGACCUCCAGUACCUGUACCUGUACCUCACGGUCCUUUUGCAUCACCAGGAUUUGGUAUGUUCCACCAUAGUGCAGGUCAGCCCGGUCCACCUGCACAUCCAAGUUUGCGUGUAUCAGGAUAUGGUGGCACUUAUCCAUGGCUCGGUGGUGGACGAUAUCACAAUAGUUAUCCUGAUGCAGGGAUAACACGUCAAAGACCCACACUUCCAAAGAUUGUAUCUGUUCCUGUUACUAUGCCAGCUCCAACAGUUCGUAGCAAUCGUUUCCUGCUGCCUGUUGUUGGUCAGUCUAAGCCACUCUGUUUUGACGUUCCUGUUCCUCACAAACUCAGACUCCUACAGGAUUCAGCUUCAGAGUUCUCUAUGAAUGGAGAAUCCAUGAUUGGACAAAAUGGAUUCCAUCAAAUUGCCUUUCAUUACAAAACAAACCAUCAUCUGACAAUAAACACAACGUCUAUCAGAUACCAUGACGGCCAGAAUCAAAUUGAGUUCUUGUGGGGCCAGGAACCGACUCAACACAAUACUGAGGGCGUGUCUCUGAUUCUACGGAGCAAUGAAAUAGACGUCACCAUGGGAAAUAUCCGUUUCAUUAUUCUUCUUCAUAAGGAAAAAAGGAACAUGUUUCUGUGGCCUGCUGUUCGGCAGCAGCCAAAAGAUGUCAGUUUGACAGGCAUUUUAGGAGAGCCUGAUAUUUCAUAUGAUGAGAUCCAAGGAACACAAACACCAACUUUAAAGUUAAAGGACCAGGAAGUGAAGACAUCUUGGGUUAUGGUGAAGGACUACAGACUUGCUUCUGCUCCUGUGGUUAAAUGUUGGCUUGUACCAUUCCAGGCUGUCACACAGAGGGAGAUCUCUGAUUUCACCGUCACUCAGCUGUAGAGUUCAGCAAAAAAUAUUUUUUAUUGUACUUUAUCUGGCUGACAUUUCCAAUAAAAUAACACAUUCUUUAAAUGGACAUUGUUGAUGAGCUAUAAAACAUUCAUCUAUUGGCAAAUAGUAGGGGUAUGACCAAGUUAUUUUCAGUCUAUGCACCACAUCUUUAGCAUGCUUUGAUAACCACACUGUAAAAUAAAUUCUGUAAAAUGUAUGGUAAAAAACGUUUUAGGUUUUAUGAUUUUAACUUAAGUUUACAUUUAAAUACCGUAAUUUCAUUAACUGAUAUAAUGCUAAUAUACCAACCUAUUGAAGUACUACAAUCUGUUUUGUACCUUUGUAAUACACUGAUAACCACCAAAAGCAGGUGGUGAUGAGAAAGUCACAUGAUGAACCAAAGCCCAUCACAAGCAGCUUUUAAAUAUUAACAUAUAUAGAAGGUGCACAGUGUCAUUUACACAAACACUAAACACCAUCAUGGUAACACACAUGAAACUGAAAUAAUGCAGUAAACAUUAAUUUAAUAACACAAGAUGUAACAUGCAACCCUAAUAUACACAACUGAUAAACAAAACAAAGAAAAAACAUCAAAUUUGAAAUGUAACACAGGGAAUUCUGGGAAUUCACAAAUCGGUUAUUCACUGUACAUUAUACAUUCUUUUUCACUUCCAAAAAUUACUACCGUAAAAUUACAUGAAAUGUCCAGUACAGUGUUUCACUGUAUAUAGUAGGGGAACUUACCGUUAACCAUUUAACAGGUUUUUACUGUAGCAUUUUUACAGUCUUUUACCGUUAAAUUCACAGU
Messenger RNA from Onychostoma macrolepis, 3554 nucleotides. Its product is annotated as inter-alpha-trypsin inhibitor heavy chain H3-like. The record is from RefSeq and is a predicted model, not a curated record. NCBI's taxonomy places the organism in Eukaryota, Metazoa, Chordata, Actinopteri, Cypriniformes, Cyprinidae. The coding region runs from base 77 to 2755 and encodes 892 amino acids. The transcript has 23 exons.